AUGACGUUCACUGGUUAUUUGGCCGAAAGAUGUGAACGGCCAGGUAAUGAUAUUUAUUCUUCUGAAGAACGAUACUUGUUAAGUAUCACUGAACAAGCACUCUCCUGUUCUGAAUUCGACGAAAUUAUAGUGGGCUCGGAUACGAUGUUUACUAGCACUUCCACGAUGAUUACGUCUGAAUCUUCCACUUUUACUAAAGCGUCGCAGUGCAACCUUUGGACCAAAGAAAUGGAGAUGAGUUAUGGACAGGCAUUAGAGAAGAUGGCUGUUCUAGAACCGGUUCAACCAGACAAUUGUAUUCUCAACAGCAGUGAUAUCAUUCGGGUUAAUGACGCAAUCAGCAAUUAUUGCCGUGCCCAGAAGGUAAAACAAGGCCUGCCACCUUUUAUGUUUAUUACAGCAUCAUCAAAGGUGAACAAUAUGAUUGACGCAACUUUCUUGUUUACAGAUGACCACGAACAGUUCCAUUAUAUGCAACGCUACAACAACUUUCCGAAUUCUAACUCAUUGGAAUAUGUACGUAUGAUGAUUCAACCGUACAUUGAGUUUAUGGACGACAUGGCCACUGGCAUGGAACAGCGCAAACACAGUAGGUAUAGAGUACAAGAAAGUCCUGAGAUACUGCUGAAUAUCCAAGCACUUCAUAAUGCCAGUAGGCAAGAAAACAACAGUAUUACACGUAACCAAGAGAAAGAACAGUCAGAAAGCGUUGUGUCUUCUACAAAAUACCUUAAAAAAUGCGUACGCCUGUGGAACAGUGUAAAGAAAGCGGCAAGACAUUUGAAUAGUAGAGCAGUUCUGGUGAGAAAAUUAUGA
Eremothecium cymbalariae DBVPG#7215 is the source of this 816-nucleotide messenger RNA. RefSeq lists its product as uncharacterized. The transcript has a single exon. Bases 1 to 816 code for a protein of 271 amino acids. The record is from RefSeq and is a predicted model, not a curated record. Lineage: Eukaryota; Fungi; Ascomycota; Saccharomycetes; Saccharomycetales; Saccharomycetaceae.